AUGCACUACUGCCAUCCCUUCACCCUUAUCGACUCACCCUGUGAGUUCCACGGCGACUGCCCCUCCUCGCCCACCUCCGACUCCCUCUCCGCAAGCUCCUGCGGCGAUGACGAAGCCGAUCUCCUCUCAGACUGCCUUGGCCUGCUCCCCGUCACGUCGCCUCCCCUCAAGGCUGCCGCAUCCUCUGACCUCAAGCCCUGCCAUCUCUCUGCCGACACUCUCUCGCCCUCGGAGUACCGGAGGAGGCAGCUGAGGGCGCUAGCGCACUGCAUUGAGCUGCUGAGUCAGGAGGAUCGACCGGUGGUGGUAGGGGCGACAGGGGAGGAAAUCAGGCUGUGA
Guillardia theta CCMP2712 is the source of this 339-nucleotide messenger RNA. RefSeq lists its product as hypothetical. Lineage: Eukaryota; Cryptophyceae; Pyrenomonadales; Geminigeraceae. The record is from RefSeq and is a predicted model, not a curated record. Bases 1 to 339 code for a protein of 112 amino acids. The transcript has a single exon.